Molecule: messenger RNA, 612 nt
Organism: Aureobasidium uvarum
Lineage: Eukaryota; Fungi; Ascomycota; Dothideomycetes; Dothideales; Saccotheciaceae
Source: the annotation of a GenBank genome assembly
AUGUCGCUAAAGAGAGCCACCGCGUUUGCCGCAAGAGCGGCCAUUGCCUCAUCACAACCGGCCAGAUUCCAAGCCUCAAGCUUGCUACAAUCCACAACACCCAAGCUCCAAUCUAGUGCCAUCCAACGACCAGCAACAUGUCUCGUACACCAACGCUUCCACUCCACUCAGGGCAAACCCGACAACAAAGUCUGGGACUUUGAGUCUGUACAGCAACUCACCGAGUCCCCCGAUGCAUCUCUUGUCCUCAUUGGUGUGUUUCCCUUCACCUCUGCCACUGCACCUCUUGACCACGUGCUAAUCUACCUUCUUCCUCACCACANNGACGUCCGCGAACCCGCCGAGUACGAAGCAGGCUACAUCCCCGGCGCCAUCAAUAUCCCCGUGGGCUCAGCACCAGACGCGCUAUUCAUGCCCGCACACGAAUUCGAGGACAAGUUUGGGUUCGAGAAGCCCACGGCAGAUCAAGAGUUGGUGUUUUAUUGUAAAGCUGGAGUGAGGAGUUCUGCGGCUGCCGGGUUGGCUAGGCAGGUGGGCUACCAGAAGGUUGGAGAGUAUAGGNGGAGUAUGCUUGAGUGGAAGGGUAAGGGUGGUAAGGUGGAACAGUUUUGA